AUGGGAAUGUGCAAGUGUGUGUUCUUAUGUCCAGGAACCAGCGGAAAAGUCCACUACGCAGCUGGCAGGCCACGGCCCCGUCCUGUGAACGGCACCAUGCCAGUGGCAUCGCACAUCACCGCAGCACUGCAGGAACUCAGUAUUGAGCAACUAGGCAGGUGCAUGAUCGAUGCAGCUGCGUAUCAGCAGCUGGUCAAAAAGCUGCUCCAGUCCUCGCAGGUUUCUUGUGUAAAUGAGGAACUGAAGAAGAGCAAUCGAGAUGUUGCUCAAAGCAACUUGGAGCGUGAGAAAGAAAUGCAGGAAAUUGGAAACCACAUCGCAAUCAUAAAGUCCUCUGAGUACGCUGAUGCCAAAGGCCUGUACCAUGAGCAGCUGCAGCGACAGCAGGAGGUGGUGGGACGUUUGAGCAUUCCAGUGCUGCGAGAGCAACUGCAGCAGGCUGCCAAAAAGGUUGAUGAAGAAUCCGAAGAUUAUAGCAGAAGAUUCUUGUCUGGAGAUAUAUCUGCUGAGACAUUCACUGAUGAGUUUUGCAAGCUAAGGAUGACAUACUAUGCACGGGAGCUGAAGGCCCAAGCUGCAGGACAGCUUCAGUAA
Molecule: messenger RNA, 594 nt
Organism: Ostreobium quekettii
Lineage: Eukaryota; Viridiplantae; Chlorophyta; Ulvophyceae; Bryopsidales; Ostreobiaceae
Source: the annotation of a GenBank genome assembly